Molecule: messenger RNA, 1198 nt
Organism: Arachis duranensis
Lineage: Eukaryota; Viridiplantae; Streptophyta; Magnoliopsida; Fabales; Fabaceae
Product: protein TIFY 3B
Exons: 5
Coding region: 210-884 (224 amino acids)
Biological process (GO): response to wounding; regulation of defense response; regulation of jasmonic acid mediated signaling pathway
Cellular component (GO): nucleus
Source: RefSeq, a predicted model, not a curated record
CAAAAAACUCGUGUUCCUUAAAAAUAAAGAAGCCGGCAACUAACAAUGAUUGAUGUUAAUGUUAUUGUUUACUCACAAACACCUUCGUCAAGGAAUCAAAACCCACCUCUCUUUUGAAAUCUCCAAACUUCUGUUGUUCUUUUUCUUGUUUGUUUUGUCCUGGGAAAUAUCAGUCCUUCAUCAUUUCCCUUCUUUUUCUUGUUUCUGCAAUGGAGGGUGUCACUGUGGUGAAGCCAGAGGCCGAGGAGGUUACAGGGGAUGUGCAGAAAGACCGGGAAUUGGUUCUAGAAUCUUCUCACCCUGUUGUGGAGGACAGUGUUGAUAGAGUUAGCAGCACUGACAUGGAGGAACAACAGCUCCAGAACAACAACGUUGGUGAUGAUAACAAGUCAUUGCCAGCUUCUGGAUUUAAUGGUGUAAUUUCUAGCCCAAGCCAACUUACCAUCUUCUAUAAUGGAAGUGUCUGUGUGUAUGAUGGACUCCCUGCUGACAAGGUGCAUGAAAUAAUGCUUAUUGCUGCUGCUACUGCAAAGUCAGCUGAAAUGAAGAAGAUUAAUCCACAGUCUCCUUUUGUUUCAGCUGUUCCCACAAGGCCUUCUUCGCCACAUGCAACCUCCAAUAAUGUCGCUUCUCCUCAGUCAAUCUGCUUCCCUGCGGAGAAGAAUUCCAUCUGCAGGCUGCAAGAGUUCCCAAUAGCACGCAGGCAUUCACUGCAAAGGUUUCUUGAGAAGCGUCGAGACAGGUUGGGGAGCAAAGCCCCGUAUCCUACCUUGUCAACAACAAAAAUGGCUGACAACAUAGAGAACAACUUCAGUGCCGACAAUGCACCGGAUUUGGUUAAGCGAUCAGAAGAGGAGUUGCAGCCAACUGUAGCUGCCUCUUGAGCAUAACCAUAGCUGGUAUGACUAUAUAUGGUUACAUUAUUGUUAUUAUCUGUUGUUGUAGCAUGUGGAUCAAAAUGUUAAAUUGUUAAUUAAUGACUGUAGAAGCAACAAACUUGUGAGACUGAAUUGUUAAAUUGUGGGGUCUAUAUUUUACGUAUAUAUAUUUAAUUAAUGUAACUGCCUGAACCUGAAGGGAUAGAAAUAGUGUGACUUGGAUGUUGUGUUUGUCUGGUCACCUGAACCUUUUAACUGUUACUCUAUUUGAACAAUUGAUUAUCCGUGUAUUAAUAAUCUUCCUGCACUUGCUUUUAUAA